GAAGAUAUUCGCUCUUUAUUUGAAAUGCAGUUUGUCUAUCGAAGUUUUGCCUUUAUCUUGCGUUUCCCUACUGAUUAAUCUCUUUUAGAUUGUUUUCUUUAAAUAACAUUAUAUGUAAUUUUGAUAAUAGAGAUCUAAUUUUAUAGCAGUGCCCUGUGUUUUGUUAAGAUUUGUCUGAAUAACGAAAUUCCUCUGAAAUGUUUGGGAACUUUUGCCAGUUGUUUGAAUAAGCACUCAUGAGUAACACAAGAGCUCUGGUGAGUUGCACAAUACUUUCUCUGCAAGACUCUUGUUUCGUAUACCCAUGCUGCAAAGGCUGUCUGUCCAGGUUAUCUCAGGAAACCAAUAAAAGGGCUACAUGUGUUAAGUGUGGAUUUACAUAUGACUUGCAAAACGUGGACUACAGAUACAGACUCUCUUUUAAAGUGUCCAGAAACCAGGAUAUAUUUGGUGUGACAGUAUUCGGUGGCUGUUUAAAUCCCUUCUUUGGUAUUACUGCGGGUGAUCUUAACAGAUUUAUUGAUUUGGAGAAACCUGAUGGUACAUAUACUAUUCAACAACUGCUUAUCAAAGCUGUAGAGGACUGCUUCAUAGGAAGAUGUAUAGUUUUUGGGUUAAAGGUUUGUAAUACUGAUGCCAAAUCUUGGUGGGCGGAUAACCACACUUCUUCGCUGGCUUUGAUGUCUAGACAGUUAGUGGCUUGUCAAAUAAUUUCUCCAAGUCAGACUUUGAUUGGAUCCACUGUAAUUGGUUAUUUAAAAAACCUUUUGCAAGUAAAUUCACAUUCACGCCAUUCUGAAUCUGCCAACAAUAUCUAUCUAUCACAACAGAAAGACUCACAAAGUUCACAAGGAAAUGAACUAUAUAGCUUUGAUUAUAGUCUGCCAUCAUGUGCAAAGCUGAAUUCUCAACUCAGCAAUGGAGGAUUCACACCCUCAUGCGCAUGGAAAUCACCUGGAUUAUGUUUCACCCCGGAAGAAUUAAGUAAUGACUCAUUACAACAGUUCAGCGAAUAUGAUCUUAAUACUCUUUCACCACAGAAUGAAGACACAAGAACAUGUAAAUGCAGUCUGGAAUUUUUAACUGACAAUUGUUUAUGGUCAAAUCAAAGCCCUGUUGAUCAGUUGAAACAUGUUUAUGGGGUAAAGGAUGGACUGAAAGAUGAAACACAGAACAGUAAUGGAAAAUCUUUGACCUCAAGCUCUUAUAUGUUUGAAUUAUUAGCACAUGUCAGUAGUUCUGCUGUAUGUGACCCUGUAUAUCCCUUGGGGACCAAGUCCUAUGAAAAUUAUUCCAAAAGAGCUACAUCUGACCACUGCCUAGUGAGUGCUAUAUCUGGGCAGGAAUAUGAUGCACCUUGUUUUGAGAAGUCACUUUUCAGUCAUUUUGGUCAAAAUAUAUGUAUUGAUUUUGAGGAUGCACCUUUAUCUGAUAGCUUAGAUGAUUUUGUCAGUGUUGAGUUUCCAGUAUCAGAGAUAAUUGACACUAAGGAGCUAAGGCUUGCAAAUAUGCACAGUUUAGGUAAAACAGAUCAAAUUAUCCAGGACCUAAACAGACGUGCUCUAAUUGAACAUUCCAUGGAGACAAACCAUAUCCCAAAGACUAUACAAAUUCCUCAUUGUGGUGAAACAUCUACGUCCUCACCAAUGUGCAAUGAGAACAACAUAAGCUGGAAAGAGAACGUUGAAAAUCAAUGUCCAGAAAAUCUUGAAAUUGAGAACAAAGCUAACAAUCUUCCUAAUGUUCUGUGCACACCCAAUUCUUCACGUCGAAAAAGGAAAAAGAUUAUCUGCUCAGAUUUAAAUAUGCCUUUUAGUCCUGACUUUGUGAGCUCAAUGCAUCCCCCUAACAGAAAUGAACUCACUUUACAAAGAAAAAGAUUAACCAAGAGCAGGCUCUCUGUGGCUUGUUGUCCAUUAAACCAUGAAGAGGGCAAAUAUUUCAGGCACUGUGCACAAACUGAGGUCCAUUCUAUAAAUUGCAAAGUCAAGCAGGAACAGAGCAUGUUUGAUGAGCAUGGGGAUAAGUACAAUUGCUCUGCCGACUUGUUUGCCUCUUGUCAAAACAUGGCCAUGGACUGUUCGGAUGUGUCAGAGAUGUCUAAUGUAAAUGAACCAAAGAAUGUCAACGCAUCAGAGCCUGGAGUUUCAGGCUUCUUGCUUUUUUCACCAUGUUUGCAAUCAACCCCAGUUUCUUAUUAUGGGCCCUCACUUGGACAGAAGACUGGACGAAGCCAAAAACGUUUACACUCCAGAGAACUUAAUCUUGAGUUUAAAAGUAGCAUCACAGUUCUGAGGGAAAAGUGUGAAAACACACAGAGCAUACCCAAGGUCACAUUGUCUGAGUUGGAUCAGUUGAAGAUUUUUGGCUCUAGAGAAAGUUUACCAGGUGAGCCUGACGUGCAGUAUGCAAGUUGUAGUUCAUCUACAAAUGUAAAUGAAUGGUCCAGAGAUCUUUUUGAAAAUUCAUUUUGAAUUAAGAUCGAAAUUAACUUUAGGGGGGAAAAAAGGAGAAUUAAGAGAAAAAUUUAGAGAUGAACUAAGGCUUUUCCAUCUUAAUUGUCAACGCUUGUUGUAAAAUGAAAUAUAUUUGUAAAUAAGCUGUUGUCUUUGUGUUAUUUGUAAAAAAAAAAAAAAUUAUAGUAAUUUGUAAAAAUAAAUAUGUAAUAACAACCCCGUUUGGUUUUGUGAUUGAAAACUGUGAAUACAUUUUUUGGUUUCCUUUUCA
Messenger RNA from Myxocyprinus asiaticus (Chinese sucker), 2727 nucleotides. Its product is annotated as DNA damage-induced apoptosis suppressor protein-like. Gene Ontology annotation, cellular component: nucleus; cytoplasm. Gene Ontology annotation, biological process: negative regulation of intrinsic apoptotic signaling pathway in response to DNA damage. The coding region runs from base 237 to 2474 and encodes 745 amino acids. The transcript has 4 exons. NCBI's taxonomy places the organism in Eukaryota, Metazoa, Chordata, Actinopteri, Cypriniformes, Catostomidae. The record is from RefSeq and is a predicted model, not a curated record.